Messenger RNA from Ornithorhynchus anatinus (platypus), 1020 nucleotides. It is a transcript of the gene FANCD2OS, whose product is annotated as FANCD2 opposite strand. The transcript has 4 exons. Bases 272 to 997 code for a protein of 241 amino acids. NCBI's taxonomy places the organism in Eukaryota, Metazoa, Chordata, Mammalia, Monotremata, Ornithorhynchidae. The record is from RefSeq and is a predicted model, not a curated record.
GGAUCCUCUACCUGCAACGUACCCAGGCAGAGUCACUGAAGUCCCCAAGCCCGGCUGUGGAGGGAACUCUCGGCUGGCCUAGCUGAGGGUCCCCCCACAGCUGUUUCCAUUGGGAGAGCAGUUAGGACUGGAAUCCACCCCAGAGUUUUGCAGUUCAUCAUUUUAAAUACCCCACUUGCAUCUCUGAUUUUACUUGACUCUACGCACACACACAAAUCUACUUUACAGAUUCAAGUUAAGGGAAAGUGACUGCAGCCAAAGGAAAACUGAAAUGGCCGAUUCUGGGCAAACUGAAGAGACUGCCAACAUUCCACUGGAGGAAAGCAACUUACAAGAGAAGACACUGCUGAAUUUCUGGAGCCUGAAACCAGCCCAUCACCAGCUCCUUAGGGGCCGGCAAGCAGGCGGGAGUCUGGGUGAGAAAAAGGCCCGGCCCUGUGCCGAAGGCUAUCAGCUCUGGUCAUCAUGGACACCGCUGGAUGAGAGUUUCCAAUGGAUACGACACCCAGUAGCCCGACCUUCUGAGGGCCCUUCUACAUCUCUCGUCAGCCUCAGUGAAACCCCUACAGACAAGGAAGUGCAGCAUCACUUCCGGAAGAUUACCUCAGUCAGAGAUGGAAGCCGCCUGGAUCGUAAUGAGAGUUCCCAUCUUUCUCCCACAUCAAAAAGUCCCAAGUUGCCACGCAUAAUGGAACAUCGCACCGCAAACGACACAAAAAAUGGUUUGAUGAAACCCCAGCCUGUCCGACUCAGUGGACUGGACUCCGUCUUUGGGCGGGUGAUCACGGCUCAACCCCCCAAGUGGACUGGAGCGCUCAGAUUUUCAGAAAAAUCGGCAUUUAGCAAAAUCGUCAGUCCAGGCCAGCAGUGGCCCACUGGACUCAAGGAGCCUCAAACUGAAAUGAUAUUCGGUAUGUGCAAGCAGAUGUUACGUGCUAUUCUGCUACUGUACUCAACUUACAAAAAGUGCACUUUUAUAUUGCAGCACUCCAAGUAAAAAUAUUUUGUGGUUCCACUUUA